This is a messenger RNA of Anopheles marshallii, 1551 nucleotides long. It is a transcript of the gene Nop56, whose product is annotated as nucleolar protein 56. The record is from RefSeq and is a predicted model, not a curated record. The transcript has 2 exons. Gene Ontology annotation, cellular component: small-subunit processome; box C/D methylation guide snoRNP complex. Gene Ontology annotation, molecular function: snoRNA binding. The coding region runs from base 1 to 1551 and encodes 516 amino acids. Lineage: Eukaryota; Metazoa; Arthropoda; Insecta; Diptera; Culicidae.
AUGAAAUCUGCCCUGUUUGUGUUGUACGAGCACGCCGCCGGGUAUGGGCUGUUCAGCGUGAAGGAGUUCGAAGAGAUCGGCAUGCUACUACCGCAGGUAGAGGCAUCGAUCCUGGAUAUGGCACGGUUCAAUGCGAUCGUCAAGCUGGUCGGUUUCCAUCCGUUCAAAACGGCCGUCGCUGCCCUAAAUAAUGUCAAUGCCAUUUCCGAGGGUCUGCUGCCGGACGAUUUGUCUAGCUUUCUUGAUACCACGCUACCGAAAUCGGCGAAGAAUAAGCCGGUAACGCUUGGUGUGGCGGAUGCGAAGCUGGGUGCCGCAAUUGCUGAGGGACUGAAUGUGCAGUGUUCGCACAUUGGUGCAGUGCCGGAAAUAUUGCGUGGCAUUCGGCAUCACUUUACCAGCAUGGUGAAGGGUUUCACCGAUCAGUCGGCCGCAGUGGCACAGCUCGGACUGGGCCAUAGCUACUCGCGGUGUAAGGUGAAGUUUAAUGUGCACCGAUCGGAUAACAUGAUCAUUCAAUCGAUCGCAUUGCUAGAUCAGCUCGACAAGGACGUGAAUACGUUCUCGAUGCGUAUUCGCGAGUGGUAUUCGUACCACUUCCCGGAGCUGUCUAAGAUCGUGUCGGAGAACUACUUGUUCGCGAAGGUGGCUCACUUUAUCAAGGAUCGCAAAUCGCUUACAGCUGAAAGCGUGGUUGGGCUAGAGGAAAUUUUGAUGGACUCGGAAAAAGCACAGGCUAUCCUGGACGCUUCGCGCAUGUCGAUGGGUAUGGACAUCUCGGUGAUCGAUCUGAUGAAUAUAGAAAUGUUCGCCAAGCGGGUUAUUAAACUGUCCGACUACCGACAGCAGCUGUCCAGCUAUCUGCACUCGAAGAUGAACUAUGUUGCGCCGAAUCUGCAGGCCCUCAUUGGUGAUCAGGUUGGCGCUCGGCUAAUUUCGAAGGCGGGCAGUCUUACGAAUCUGGCCAAAUUCCCUGCCUCGACGGUACAAAUUCUUGGCGCAGAAAAGGCUUUGUUCCGGGCGCUGAAGACGAAGAGCAACACGCCCAAGUACGGUUUGCUGUUUAACUCGUCGUUCAUUGGAAGAGCGAACGCUAAGAACAAGGGCCGCAUUUCCCGGUUCCUGGCCAACAAGUGUACAAUCGCAUCCCGUAUCGAUUGCUUCACCGAAACACCUUCCACCGUGUUCGGCGAGGCACUGAAAGGUCAGGUUGAGGAGCGUUUGAAGUUCUACGAGCAGGGCGAAACACCGCGCAAGAAUUUAGACGUUAUGAAGGAAGCGAUUGCGCUGGCUAAGUUAAAAGCGGAUACUAAAAGCAAGAAGAAGAACAAACGCAAGCUAGAGGACGCGAAUGGUGUUGCGGCCGAAAUGAACGGAAGCGGUGGUAAUUCGGCAAAGAAGCAGAAGAAAGCGAAACUGAACGAUACGAACGGAGACGAUGCGGAUGAAUCGACACUGAACGGGUCCACCAUGCUGGACGUUUCGAACGGCGAGGCCAAGAAGAAGAAAAAGAAGAAAAACAAAAAUGGAGCAUCCGCGGUCGAGGCAUGA